Aspergillus lentulus is the source of this 336-nucleotide messenger RNA. The record is from RefSeq and is a predicted model, not a curated record. NCBI's taxonomy places the organism in Eukaryota, Fungi, Ascomycota, Eurotiomycetes, Eurotiales, Aspergillaceae.
AUGGAGCAGAAUGAACGAAAGUCAGCGAGGGACACGAUGGAGAAGAAGCUUGAGGAGGCCACUUGGAAAAUGACGACGACCGCCGAGAGGUUCACCUCCGCAGCAGCAAGCGGCCAGCCGUAUUUGCAUUACCACCUCCCCUAUAAGGCCGUGCACACUCAGCAUGUAACGGCUGUCAUGAAGCGGUAUUACAACUUUCGGAAGUCACCCUGGACCCGGCCCACGCUUAUUUUUGGAUUGGGAGUGGAGUCCGUGGCUUUCUUUACGGUACAUAUUUUUGGCAUCGAGAUUCUAGAUCAACCAUCUAGGGUUGAUAAGGGGCAGGAGGACUACUGA